This is a messenger RNA of Podospora pseudopauciseta, 1112 nucleotides long. RefSeq lists its product as uncharacterized. The record is from RefSeq and is a predicted model, not a curated record. Bases 822 to 1112 code for a protein of 96 amino acids. The transcript has 2 exons. NCBI's taxonomy places the organism in Eukaryota, Fungi, Ascomycota, Sordariomycetes, Sordariales, Podosporaceae.
UUGAUUUUACACUAUUAUACAUGGCGUUCCAGUCCAUAGCUAGUUUGGGACAGAACAAAGCUAGCUCAGCCACAGCUAUCUCGGAAUUUACAAAGAAAUACACGCUCGAUAUUGACUUCGAGACAGAGCCUCGGCCGAACACGGAGAUCGAUCAUGUCUCCUCUCCUCCCCGUCAUACUUGUUCACCUACCCAGAACAACCAGGUCCCUGCUUGUAUGGCCAUGUGUGAGGGCUGGUCUCUGCUGUGCUGCCAUAACCCCAGCCGAUUGGUAAUCGUGGUGCAGCAUGAUCCGACAUGAGUAACCAUAGAUGUUCAUAAGCUAUGCGUCUCGAAUACCUGGCUAAGUUCACCCAUCGAGCAAACCAACUGUCCAAUGGAUAACCCUGUCUACACCGUGGCCGUUGAUGGCGCUGACGGGAAUGGCAGCGCAGUCCUUGAUCCACGCUCCCUCGACACCACUGGGGUGAGGCUCAUCGCCGCGAGUGACAGCGGCAAGAUAGUCUCUCAGUUCGGCAAAGUUUUCUUGCGCACCUGGCAGGUCGCCUUUGGUGGCCACCACAAACCAUGGCUUGCCUGCGAUGUGAAGACCAGCGCCGGCAGUGGUUGUCUUGGCGACACCAGAACUUGUCCAGAAGUCGCUUUGAAUAGUCUCUCCGGCCGACGCGCUCCAGUCAAUGGCGGCCUCGCGCUCCCGUUGCUGUUCCUCUUCCUCCCUCAUCUGUGCAUAUAAGCCAACCUCGAGCCACAAGGCCUUGAGUGCUUCGACUGCGUUGCCAUUUCCAAGAUCGAUGACAAACGCAAGCACGCCAGCCCGCUCAACAUGACGCAGGAAAGCAAUUCCAAGUCCCCUGUCCAAUUCCCCACGCGAGCGCGACUGUUGGUGACGGCGCGCAAGAGAGUGCUCUUUCCGGCGUUUGGCAAUCCUACCAAGCCGACAUCUGCCAAUAACUUGAGUUCCAUCUCGAUUUCCAUCGUCAUGGCAUUCUCACCCCGCGUCGCAAACAUGGGCUUGCGCAGGUUCUUGGACACGAAAUGUGGGUUCCCAAGUCCACCAAGGCCUCCUGCUGCCAAGAGAAUGGGACGAGGUGUCGGUCGAGAGAGGUCCAGAUAG